CUGCCGUCAUAGUUUUGUGAUUUCUCCGAUCCGUGGGUAGCCCGCUGCUCGUCAUUCCCCCCGAAUCCUCCUUGAAGAAUAUGCCCACGCCCUCUAUCUCGCGUUCCUGGGACUUUGUGACAUCACCUCGUAAGGAUACGAGGUAACUGGUCCCCUCCACCGACGAAGCCAUGGCCGUCAUCGCUUCGGGGAAGCUGCAAGAUGGGUCCAACGGUGAUGUAUCCGUGGUGCAGAAGAUGCUCGCUGCGACGACUGGGAGCGUGUUGACGUCGCUGUUAGUGACUCCUCUAGAUGUCGUCCGCGUACGGCUGCAGUCGCAAGGACACGUCCCGAGCACGUUGGCUCCAGCAUCGCGGGCCCAUAUCGUUUCGUCUCUUACGCAGUUUCGCGAUCUGCCCCCGAACCUGGGAAUAUCCGCUUGCUGCAGAGAAGUCUUCUGGGUGAACAACAACGCCCCGUACUGUGUUGCUGGUCCUACGGUUGCGCCUAUCAAUCCUGCUGUAUGUGUCGUGGAAGAGACGGAAAGGCGGACGAUCAAUAGUACAUGGGACGGGCUACGAAAGAUUGCACAAAAUGAAGGAAUCAAGACAUUAUGGAGGGGCCUCUCUCCUACACUGGUCAUGGCUGUCCCAGCCAAUGUCAUCUACUUUGCCGGUUACGACUGGUUACGAAGCGCGCAACACUCGCCUUUCCAAACGACGGUCCCGGACGCCUAUGUCCCUCUCGCCGCCGGUGCUACCGCCCGCAUAUUAGCAGCCAUCGCUGUUAGCCCGAUAGAAAUGUUCCGGACAAGGAUGCAGGCCGCCAGCCACACCGCAACAGCCGCAGGCCACUUCCGAGAAACCAUGGACGGGCUUCGGGAGAUGGUUGCACAGCAGGGUGUACGCAGUUUGUGGAGAGGGCUGACUCUGACCUUGUGGAGAGAUGUCCCCUUCUCAGCAAUAUAUUGGUGGGGCUAUGAAGGCGGCCGCAACCUGAUCACGGAUAUCCGCGGGAGAUCAGAGGCUCGCCAUGACGGCAUCGAAUUCCACGCCGGCCGAGGAGAAGAGAGGAUACGACGAAGAAGUCAGUCACGGAACCGUGAGAACCAUACCGCGACACUCGUCGACAGCUUCAUCGCCGGAGCCGGAUCGGGAGCCGUAGCUGCUUUGGUCACUACCCCCUUCGACGUGGGUAAGACGCGGCAGCAGGUCUCUCGCUAUGCAGGGACGAGGCCGACGGACCAGGUUGGAACGACCGCCAAAGCCGUGCGGCCAGAGGACAGAUCCAUGCCUCGGUUUCUGUGGCACAUCUUCCAGGAACAAGGUGUCAGCGGCUUAUUCCGGGGCUGGGCCGCCCGCUGCUUGAAGGUAGCGCCGGCCUGUGCCAUCAUGAUAAGCAGCUACGAAGUAGGCAAGAAGAUGGCCAACGAAAUGAACGAACGAAGAGAACGGCGAAAGGAGGUUUAGGGGGAACACUCCAACACUCCACCCGACGGAAGCGCGAUACCCCCGAUGUCGUUGUACAGGGCAAGCACUGCAUCACUGUAUAUUGUUUUUUGUUCUCAGGCGCGCGGCGGAUUCUACUCACUGCAUGGCCUGGUUCGUUUGCUGCAUUUCUAUGGUGUUUAGGAAGAGCGGGAAGCAUUGGAAUUCUUGCGAGUGUCUGUAAUGAUACCAGCGUUCAAAAACUUCGUUGAUUUUGGGCGCAUGUACUAUAUGCUUUGACAUUACUAGAGUAGAGUAUAUUUCUCUCUUUGCAUGUUGGAU
Westerdykella ornata is the source of this 1748-nucleotide messenger RNA. RefSeq names its product mitochondrial carrier. Gene Ontology annotation, biological process: mitochondrial transmembrane transport. The transcript is spliced from 2 exons. Lineage: Eukaryota; Fungi; Ascomycota; Dothideomycetes; Pleosporales; Sporormiaceae. Bases 171 to 1448 code for a protein of 425 amino acids. The record is from RefSeq and is a predicted model, not a curated record.